CCUUCUAAGCUCUAAACCCUGGAUUCUCGUAUUGGCUCUGUAAUAGUUGCAUAUCAAGCUACGACGAGAACGAAGGAAUUUGACAGGGAAGCGACUAGAAUGUGGAACUAAGGGGCAGCAAUUGGGACAUCUGCGAAGCUGCAUCCUGAUUAUGGAUAAAGGAACCUCUUUUCUGUUUUCAGGCAUCACUUUCGACAGGAAGAAGUUCGCAAGCGACUUCGCCAGGUUUAAGGAGAAAAGAGAAAACGACGAACUACAAAAUGAUAAGGUGAGCAUGGUUGAUAGUAAAGGAACUGAAAUGGAGGAGACAAUGAUGCAUAGCAAGAAGAGAAAGAGGAAGGUAGAGGCUUCAGAACCAAUUGAUGGAUUCAGUGUGUUCAAAACUGCAAAAUCUGAAGUUAUAACUGAAGAGAAUGACCAGAUGAAGAAUGAGGCCUCUCGAGGAAAGAAGGAACUUUACAGGCAAAUGGAGCGGGAUGCACUUUUCCGCAAGAAGUAUAACAUCCAUGUUUCUGGGAAUAAUAUCCCAUCUCCUCUUCAGAACUUUGCAGAGUUAAAUUCAAGAAAGACUUUGGUCUUAAACAGGUUUGGAUGCAAGCGAUAUUUAUUACGCAAUUUUGGAGAACUUGGAUUUAAAGAGCCAACACCAAUUCAAAGGCAGGCUAUUCCAGUCCUUCUAUCUGGACGGGAAUGCUUUGCAUGUGCUCCAACUGGGUCUGGAAAAACCUUGGCUUUUGUUUGUCCAAUCCUUAUGAAACUUAAGCAUGCUUCAAAAGAUGGUGUCCGAGCUGUGAUCCUUUGUCCUACACGAGAGUUAGCUGCCCAGACAGCAAGAGAGUGCAAGAAGAUGGCUGCAGGAAAGAAAUUUUAUAUCAAGUUAAUGACUAAGCAGCUUGUUAAGAGUGCUGAUUUUUCAAAACUACCUUGUGAUAUACUCAUAUCAACACCAUUUCGUGUACAGUUCGCUAUCCAAAAAAGAAAGCUUGAUCUAAGCAGGGUUGAAUACCUUGUCCUAGAUGAAUCCGAUAAACUGUUUGAGCUAGGCUUGGUGGAGCAGGUUGAUUCAGUGGUCAAAGCAUGCUCUAAUCCUUCGAUAUUACGAUCACUGUUUAGUGCUACUUUGCCUGAUACAGUUGAAGAGCUUGCACGCACGAUAAUGCAUGAUGCAGUUCGCAUCAUUAUUGGCAGGAAGAAUUCUGCUUCUGAAUCAAUAAAGCAAAAGUUAGUUUUUGUUGGAAGUGAAGAGGGGAAGCUCCUUGGUCUUCGCCAAAGCUUUGCUGAGAGUUUGAAUCCACCAGUACUUAUAUUUGUUCAAAAGAAGGAACGUGCAAAGGAGCUUUACAGGGAGCUAGCUUUUGAUGACAUCAGAGCUGAUGUUAUACAUGCUGAUCUGACCCCAGUACAGCGUGAAAAUGCUGUUGAUAACUUCAGAGCUGGCAAAACAUGGGUUUUGAUUGCCACUGAUGUUAUUGCUCGGGGUAUGGAUUUCAAAGGUGUCAAUUGUGUGAUUAACUAUGAUUUCCCAGAUUCUGCAGCAGCAUACAUUCACAGGAUUGGCCGAUGUGGCAGGGCUGGGAGGCGUGGAGAAGCUAUUACUUUGUAUACAGAGGCUGAUGUUCCAUUCUUGAGAAAUAUAGCAAAUGUGAUGGCCGCUUCGGGCUGUGAGGUUCCAGAUUGGAUCAUGUCCUUACCGAAACAUAAGUGGAAGAAACACAGACCUCAAAGAGAAUCUAUUUCAACCAAACCAGAAGAUGAGAAACAAUAGCUACUUGUUGAAGCCAGCUUUGGGUACAAAGACAAAAUUUUCAUUUGGAUUCGCUUGUUUCCUACUGUUCUCCAUUUUGGGCACCACCUUGUAAGUUUAAGAUGAUAGAUUGCUAGUUUUUACCUCAAACAGGGGUGGGCUGUAUUCAAAUUUUAGCUACAAAUGUACAAUAGAAAUGAGUCAUUUUGUUUCUGGCAACUGUAUUUGGCCUGUCCUGGUACUUCCAGAAGAUGCAUACUGUUGGUAUGGUUUCAUCUGUUCUAGUUGCCUCAUCUUCCUUACGAGGCAUUUUCCAAACCCCAUCCACACGCCUAAUCUUCAUCCUUGUGAGAGUUUGUUUGGAGUAAGUAUCAAAAGGAGACUGUGGAACAGAUCUUUCAUUUUGGGAAAUCCUUCAGUUCUACUCAAAAUGAAGGAGACAAUAAUGCCACAAGGCACUUUGCAAUUUGAUUUUGUAAUAACAGCUUGGUACAUCCUAUUGAAGAUGAAAGCAUGAAGAUUGAAAUGGAUGUUCUUUAUUGCACUCAAACUCUAUUUGAAUAGGUGCACAGGUGUAGAGGACGUGCAACACGAGCAUGAUUGUAAACAACAUUGCAAAAUAACAUUUUCCUGUCUGCCUACCUCGAGAAUGCUUGCCUGAAGCGAACACUUCGGGUUCACGUCUUGUCCCAUCCCCAGAUGUCGAACUUAAAACUUGAUGGCAUUUCAUCGAUAU
Molecule: messenger RNA, 2480 nt
Organism: Diospyros lotus (date-plum)
Lineage: Eukaryota; Viridiplantae; Streptophyta; Magnoliopsida; Ericales; Ebenaceae
Product: DEAD-box ATP-dependent RNA helicase 57
Exons: 13
Coding region: 152-1765 (537 amino acids)
Biological process (GO): maturation of SSU-rRNA
Molecular function (GO): nucleic acid binding; RNA helicase activity; ATP binding
Source: RefSeq, a predicted model, not a curated record